ACAAGACACUAUUACGAACAGUGCAUCUACAUCGUACUCAGCGCAAUCAACGAGUUUCUAGCCCAACACAAAAAAAAAGUGUUCAAAAUGAAGAUGAAAUCUUCCAGAUGCAAAUUUCCUAAAAGAUAUGUGAUCGUUCUCUUGGUACUGAUCGGAUACGUGAAUAUGUUUUAUUUGCAUACAAAUUUGGGUAUGGCUGUCGUGGAAAUGACCACAUUGAAGAACGUCACUCUUGAAGAUGGUUCAACUCAAUUGAAAGCAGAUUUCAACUGGAACUCUAAAGAGAAAGGAAUCAUAUUGAGCACCUUCUCAUAUGGCCGAUUACUCAGCCCCAUAGGAGGACUCCUAUCAGGCAGAUUCGGUGGAAGUACAAUUUAUGGUAUUGGGAUCUUGAUUACAGCUUCGGUGACCUUUUUCAGUCCCAUUUUCUUGUACACACAUUUCAACUUAUUCGUCGCAACCAACGUAAUACUCGGAGCUUUCGAAGCUUUCUCGUAUGCCAGCGUCACUCAGAUUUUCUCACGUUGGGCUCCCCCUGAUGAACGUACCAAGUUUGUGUCAUUUAGCAUAAUUGGUAUGUAUUUUGGAUCUGUGGUAUCUUUCUUGGUUUCUGGAUGGAUAUUGAAAACCUGGGGAUGGGAGAGGCUGUUUUAUUUCAGUGGGACAACCUCCUUCAUUUGGUUCUGGGUCUGGUUCUUCAUCGUCAAAAAUGACCCAUCAGAAGACAAAAACAUCAGCGAAGCAGAACGACGAUACAUUCAAGAGAAAGUAGGCAGCACCUACGGCCAAGAAAAGCUUGUGUAUCCAUGGAGACGUAUAUUGACCUGUAUGCCAUUCUGGGUCGGUUGUUUGGCUAAAUUCUCAGUAGGAUGUGGCUACACAUUCACAGCUAUCUAUUUACCUCAAUACAUAAAAGACACCAACGACAUAGAUAUCAAACAAAUAGGAUACAUAUCGAUGAUACCUCAAAUCUGCGCUAUAAUUUCCACUCCUCUCAACGGUUUGCUCGGCGAUUACAUCAAGUCUCAUAAGAUCUUAUCUAUUACAAAUGUACAUAAACUUUACACCAGCAUAGGUCUAUUCACCGGCGCCAUUGUUUACGUGAUGGUAGCUGUUUGGCCGAAUUUCACCGCUAAUAUGGUAGCGAUAUCUCUAUUCCAGUUUUUGAGCACAUUUGCGAUGACAGACAUUUUAGUACUGUUCCUCGAUCUAGCUCCAAAAUACGCCUCAUUUUUGAACUCCAUAGCGAAUAUAUUUUUCACCAGUUCGGGUAUUAUUACACCUGUACUCGUUGGGUUCGUCGUCACUUCUCACAGCGUGUUUCAAUGGAAUAUUUGUUUCAUGACGUUAAGCAGCGUGUAUCUUUGCACUGGAUUAAUAUACUUGAAAUUUGGAUCUGGUAAACUUCGAUCGUGGGCUAAUUACACCCCCAAUGAGCAGAAAACCAAUCAGCAGGGAAACGAAAGUGGAACGCAAUCUCAGUGAAUGAAUUGUACCGAGUUGAAUUUUUCAGAAUCAAUUAUCGCUCAAUAUUAUGGAACUGAAUUCAAUGGAAAAAUAUUAUUAGUAUUUUCAAGGAAAAUUCUCUUUUAGGGCAACAUAUGAUUUCCCAAAAAUCGUACCAAUGUGAUAUGUGAUACAGAAAACAGCGCUUAUAUUAUAAGAUAAAAAUAAAGAUGUGAACCAA
Messenger RNA from Planococcus citri (citrus mealybug), 1687 nucleotides. RefSeq names its product vesicular glutamate transporter 2-like. NCBI's taxonomy places the organism in Eukaryota, Metazoa, Arthropoda, Insecta, Hemiptera, Pseudococcidae. Gene Ontology annotation, biological process: monoatomic anion transport; transmembrane transport. The transcript is spliced from 9 exons. Bases 88 to 1485 code for a protein of 465 amino acids. The record is from RefSeq and is a predicted model, not a curated record. Gene Ontology annotation, molecular function: transmembrane transporter activity. Gene Ontology annotation, cellular component: membrane.